Messenger RNA from Amphiprion ocellaris (clown anemonefish), 3590 nucleotides. RefSeq names its product receptor accessory protein 3b (gene reep3b). Gene Ontology annotation, cellular component: endoplasmic reticulum membrane; cytoplasmic microtubule; endoplasmic reticulum tubular network. The transcript has 8 exons. The record is from RefSeq and is a predicted model, not a curated record. Bases 309 to 1094 code for a protein of 261 amino acids. Lineage: Eukaryota; Metazoa; Chordata; Actinopteri; Pomacentridae. Gene Ontology annotation, biological process: endoplasmic reticulum tubular network organization. Gene Ontology annotation, molecular function: microtubule binding.
CAGGAACUAGGCAGCGAAGUAGAGAGGGAAGGAGGAAACCUGGAGGGAAUAAGAUACCACAUCAAAACAACAGGAAUCAUCUUGGAAAAGCCUUUCGUCUUUUAAAUAUGGCUACAAAAGCAGAACAGUGAAAUCGGAGGGCUUCUGAGCAUGCUGGCUGGCUGAUGUAAAACCCGAUUGCCAGCUGCUCCUGGAUUCGCUCAUCGAAGUUUUGGCUGAAGAAGUUCACAGCGGCGCGACAAGUUGUUAACGUUAUCACCGGGGCAGUCGUCUCCUUCUGAUACAGCCUAACAACAGAAAGAGAAGACAUGGUGUCCUGGAUCAUUUCGAGAAGCGUUGUGCUGCUGUUUGGGACGCUGUAUCCUGCAUACUAUUCUUACAAAGCUGUCAAGACCAAAAAUGUCAAGGAAUAUGUCCGGUGGAUGAUGUACUGGAUUGUAUUUGCCCUCUACACUGUUGUGGAGACUAUCACUGACCUAACACUAGCAUGGUUUCCUCUGUACUACGAGCUGAAGAUAGCUUUUGUGAUCUGGCUGCUGUCCCCCUACACCAGAGGAGCAAGUCUUAUUUACAGGAAGUGUUUGCACCCUCUGCUGUCCUCCAGAGAGCGGGAAAUAGACGAGUAUAUUGUGCAGGCCAAGGAGAGGAGCUAUGAAACCAUGGUCAACUUUGGCAAGCAGGGACUGAGCAUUGCAGCCACCGCCGCUGUCUCUGCAGCUGUCAAGGGUCAGGGGGCCAUCACAGAGAAGCUGCGUAGCUUGAGUAUGCACGACCUGACUCAGAUAAGCCAGCAGGACGACGGAGGAAACCAGCUGUACCAGUACAGCUCCCACUCAGCCAACCCUGCUGUCAGGAGGUCUCAGAGCAGUGACGCUGCAGACGGAGCUGAAUACUUUUAUGAGCAGGAGGAAAGGACAGAUGAAGAGGCUGAGCCAACCUUCUCUGAAGACGAGGCUGUCACUCAGAAAGGACUGAGGCGAUCGCAAAGUGUCAAGAUCUCACGAUCCAGGGUCCGCAAAGAUGCUCGUUAUGGAUCACUGAAGAUUAAAGGCAAGAAGAGACCAGCACUGAGCUCUGUCAACUACGGACUGUGAAGAGACUACUGCUGACACACACACACACACACACACACACACACACACACACACACACACACACACACACACACACACACACACACACACACACACACACUGGUGGAUGGUAUUGUCAGCUUGUUUUCCAGCUCUGACUUUUCACUCCGUUGAACUUUUUGAUGACGACCUUUCUGUUGACAUAUUUAUUACCUGAUUCUUUCAAAACCAGUGGUUCUUAGAGAUUUUAUUCUCGGAGAACUUGAAUCAUUUUCUUUGGGUUGGUAAGAUAGUGCUUGGAGCGUCUGUCUGUUUCAUCUAACUUUCAUUAGAGUUGUAGAUGUUUUAUAUAUGUUUAGUCUUUCAAAUGUAGUCAACAUUUUGUUUCAUUUCAUACAAGUUACUUUCAUUUACCGCUGCUUUAUAGCACAGUUGUACACCAUUAAUAAGAACAACUUUUGUGUUGCCAGGUUGUGAAAAAUCCCUGUAGUUCUUCUUCAUCCUCUUCCAAUGUGACUCUUCGCUUUGUCUGUUUAGCCUCAUCUAAAGUGUCCCAGUAGGUUUACCGUAUGGAGAACUAGUACAAAAACACGCUUGAUAGAUCGUUUCUUGACUUUUUAAUGCCUUGGCUUUAAUGAAGAGUUAGAACCACAACUCUUCAUUAAAGCUCAGAUGUUUGUGUGUUAAACAUGCUUCAUGAAGUCAUUCUGGAGAAUUUGAUGGCAGCGUGAGCAACACAGUUUACAGUAGAUUUUACAGCUGUACCCUUGUUCCUGCUGGUCUGACUGGCUCAUAGUGGCUACAGUUAGCAAACUUUGGCUAAAAACAGGCUGAAACACAGUGUUGAGUUAGUUAAUGUUGCAUGCUGUGCUUUAGCAUGUUGCCAAUACAGCUCAAGGAAAAUCAGUGCCUCCUGUGACUACACAGUGGCUGCUGUUUAGAAAAAUGUACACAGUCUUACUUUGAAGGGGCAGUUUAAAAGUGGAUCAAAUAACUAUGGGUAAUAUUAAAAGAUCUUUCAAAGAAUCACAGCUCCAUAGUUUCCCUCAGCUGGAUUGAGCUUCAUAGUGAACUGAAUUUCAGCCCAGCGUUUCAGCAGCAGACAGCUGACUCCAUAAAGUUUCUAUGCACGGGCUAAAAGUGGAAUAUCAAAUGUUGAGCUUCAUUGGUUUUAAGGAUUUACAAGCAUUUGGAGCUGCAAACUUCACAUAACUUGACAAACCAAAAUUUGCUUUAUGAAUGGUGUCUAAGUGAGCAGAUGUUUUUAUUCGUUUAGUUGUUUUCUUUUAGCUUAAAACUCCUUUAUAGCAUUGACCUUUUUCAAAUACGGCACAGUUGCGUCUGUUGCUGUUCAGGUAUUUUCGUUCCUAGUCGGAUGUCUCACAGUAGUGUUGAGUCUGUUAACGUAUACAUGGAGAUUAUUUUUAGCUUGAGGGUUACAUGUCGGUCCAGACACUCAUAACAUUCCCUGCCCCAGCAAUAACAGUAAGAGAGAAGAACUGAACAAUUGUACCUUACGGAAGAGCUGAGUUGAAUGAAUCGCAUGUGGAAAUGAGCCUUGAGACAGCAGGUUAUUCUGCUCUCUUCAAGUAAUGGUGGCUGCAGCAGAUAAACUAACGUGGUUUUUUAAAUGGAUGAUGAAAGCUGCCUUCUUUCAAAGAGAAACAGUCUCACUCUCACAACCAGCAGCAGAUGAACACUACACCUUACUCUGGCAUCUACAGAUGAGAGAGAGAAAGGGAAAUGGAAACCAAAUGAAUGAAAGAAAAAGGAUUCUUUCCGGUUUCUAUGAGAAACUGCUUCAGCCUUUGUGAAGGCCGUCAACACUUACUCACUAUUAAUGAGAAUUUCUUAAUUUUCUGCUUUUUACUCAUGCAUUUUUAUACGACUGUGUGUCCUGAUUGCGCUCUGGUUGUAAAUUUCUCUCUGUAUUUCUUACUUGGUGAAGAUGAGCUUUUUUUUAAAUGUUGUUUUUGUGUGUAGUCUUUAGUCUUUUGUAUCAUAACCACCUGUUUUGCACAUAUACCUCCUCCCAGACCUUUUUAUCAAUGCUGUUGUUGCUUGUCAUCUCAUUUUAUAAUGUACUUUUCUGUCGGAGGAUGGAGCACACGGGAUGGGCCGAACCAUUCUGGAUGCUAAUAUUAACAGCUACUUAUUGCAUUUUGGAGUGUAACAUGUUGUACAGCGCUACACUGCUCACAGGCUGCAGAAAGUUCCCUUGAAAGAGAAUCAAAGGGUCCAUUUGUGUUGUUUCUCUGGCAGAAACUCCUAAUGUGUCGGUGUGUUUCUGAUUCAGCAGCGUAGUGACUUUGAUCAGAGGUCUGGGUAAAAGGCACGUCAACACAACAAGCCAAACUUGCACAUGUCCAAUGUUCAUUUUCAUAACUGACUAAUGAUACCAAAGCUUCAUGUACCCACCCAGAGCUGCGUGGAUGGGCUUGUUUGAUCUGUGUGGGGAAAGUCUGAUGUGUGGAUUGCUGAAUUGUGAAAGCAAUGAAAUAAAGGCUGUCGAAUAAA